AUAAGAUUAUGAAUACAACAAUAUCACAAUUGAUACGCUCACGAAGUGAAAAAAAAACAUAAGGCAGAGAGGGAGCGAGCGAGAGAGAGACACACACAACGCAAUCAUGAGUCAAACCGGUGUGAUAAAAGAUCAGAAGCUUCUUCUUCUUCAGAAAAAGAAAAGCAAAAGAAACCUAAUCGAAAUCUUGAUGGGAUCCAUCGUGAAGCCACUGUUGGGAGACAACCUAACCACAAUAGGAUCAAACAUUGCAGGUCUACUCUUCAUCAUCGAAACCCUAAGAAGAUACUUCCCUGGACAGCUCAAGGUCACGAUCCAACAACUCCUCGUCAACGCAAUCCACCGGUUACCCUUUUUCAAGAAGUGCGCCGACAAGACUCUUGCCUACUUCUCACCUUACGCUCAGAUCAGGUUCAGAGAAAUCGAGGAGUACAGAUACAACUACGCUUACUCUGCCAUCAAGACCUACCUUGGCGCGCAAGUUAACCCUCAAGUGAAGAAUCUCAAGGGUAGCCAGAUGAGGGGGAGAGAGUCUUUGGAUUUCAAACGUGACGAUGAUAAAGUUGAGGAUGAGUAUGAAGGUGCGAAGAUGUGGUGGGAGGAUCUAAAAUCCACGGACGGUGUUAAGAUGUGUAGGCUUACUUUCCAUAGAAGUAACUGGGAGGUAGUGACUGGUGCUUACUUGAGCUACGUUGUGGAAGAAGGCAAGUCCAUUGAAGAAAAGAAGAAGACGGUCAGGAUCUUUAUGAACAACCCAAGUUCCAACUGGAAGCUGCAGAUGAAACAUCUGUGGAGUAGCAUUGACUUCGAGCAUCCAGCAACGUUUGACACAAUGGCUAUGGAUCCUAAAAAGAAAGAUGAGAUUAUGAGUGAUCUUUUAGAGUUUAGAGAAGGUGAAGAGUAUUAUAAAAAGAUUGGGAAAGCUUGGAAGAGGGGUUACUUGUUGCAUGGACCUCCAGGGACAGGCAAGUCCACCAUGAUAGCAGCUAUGGCGAAUCUGAUGAGUUAUAGUAUCUAUGAUCUUGAGCUAACUUCCAUAGAAAACAACUGGGAGCUCAAGAAGCUGUUGCUAGCGACGAGUAGUAAGUCAAUCAUUGUGAUUGAGGAUAUAGACUGUUCCUUGGACCUCACGGGAGAGAGGGGAGUAAAAGAAGAUCAUCAGAGCAAUGCAGAGAUCAAGAGAGAGAAGAAGAAAGAGAAUUCAGUUACACUCUCUGGAUUGUUGAACUUUAUAGAUGGGAUUUGGUCGGCUUAUGGACAAAAGAGGAUACUUGUGUUCACAACGAACCAUUUGGGAAAACUUGACCAAGCUUUGAUCAGAAGAGGAAGGAUGGAUAUGCAUAUAGAGUUGUCUUAUUGCAGAUUUGAAGCGUUCAAGAUUCUUGCUAAGAACUAUCUGAAUCUUGAUUCACAUCCCUUGUUUGGUGAGAUUGAGACUUUGCUGGAAGAAACGAAUAUGACACCGGCUGAUGUUGCGGAGAACUUGAUGGUGAAAUAUGGUGAAUCUGGUGUUGAUGGAUCACUCAAGGGUUUGGUCCGAGCUUUGGAACAGAUGAAGUUGAACCAACAUUCAAAUGAACAACAGAAGGAGAUUGAGUAUUUAACCAAACAAUAAGAUUCUAGUAGUUUUAUUAUGUAUUAUAGUCACCAGUUUCUAGCUUCUAA
Molecule: messenger RNA, 1665 nt
Organism: Raphanus sativus (radish)
Lineage: Eukaryota; Viridiplantae; Streptophyta; Magnoliopsida; Brassicales; Brassicaceae
Product: AAA-ATPase At3g28570, mitochondrial
Exons: 1
Coding region: 107-1615 (502 amino acids)
Molecular function (GO): ATP hydrolysis activity; ATP binding
Source: RefSeq, a predicted model, not a curated record